AUGUCACCAACUUCCGCAAGUGCAGGGAGGAACGGGGUCAGUAACAACUCUUCCAUCAGCAAACGCAAGCCAAGCAAGCGACGAGGAGGCUGGAGACGCCCUCACACCACCGCUGCGGGCAGCGUCCUCUCUGCAGCAGGGUCGCGGGAAGCCUUAGUUGCGGCCGCCUGCAGAACACAAUACCGACGGCGACGAUCAUGGCUCCGCAGCCGCACCCCAUCCUGUCGAGCCCGUGACUGUCGCCGCACCGCGCCAGACCCUAGCCAGCCUUCGCCCGCGGAGCCUCCCCGAGGCGCCGGCGCCCGUCGCCCCGCCACAGAAUGCCCUCCUGUCUCUCGGCGCCUCUCCUUGGAGCGUGCCCGGAGCGGCCCCGUCGGGCGUGCAGCGGGACGGUCCCGGUGCGAGCCGCGGGGGCCCUCCGGCCGCGAGCCCGUGCCCCCUCACCUCGCCGCCUUUGAAAUGGCCGCCCGGCGGCGCGGGUCUCCCUCCAACACACGCCCGCCGCUCCCGGGGGAGACACACCUCCGAACCGCGGCACGCCGCGGAGCCCGGGCGCUCCGACCUCCGCGCCGCGGAGCCGCCCUGCUCUCCCCGGAACACGGCGAGGCGGGAGCAAGGGUGGAAAAGGGGGCAUCAACCGCGCCGCCGCCCGCGUCGGGGAGGCGGGGGCACCGAUUCUUGCGGAGCUGUGGGGGCGCCGCACGCACUCCCUCCUCACGACGGGAAGGGUUAAUAAAGGGGUGGCUCGCUCGCUCGCCCGCCCGCCACUCCGCGAACCCCUCUGCCUCCCAGAAGUGCCGCCGCCGCCUCUGCGGAACUCGCCAGCGUGUGAGCCGCCGCGCGGAAGGAGCCGCUCCGCCUCUAACAGGGACGCGCCCCCUCCUCCCCGCCGUCCGCCAGCCCUCACCUCGAGCUGGCGCUACCUCCCCGCUCUGCCGCCGGCGCCUCGCCCGUUCGCCACUGCGCCCCGUUGCUCGUCCCCCUGGUGCCUGGCUCCGCCGAGGGCGGGUGGCCAGCCCAGCCCUCUUCCCCGCUGCCCUGCUGCGGCUGCUGCGUCUCUCGUCCCCCACUGCAGGGAAGUCGAAGCGACAAUUGCCAAGCGGGAGGAGAGGACAGGAGAGGAGUGGAGCCGCAGGCGGCUCGGACAGUGCGCAGCGUCUGAGUCUCCGGGGAUGGACUGGGCUUCGUCCUGCGCCUCAGCUUGCCCGCGGAGAGGAGGGCGGUAAUCGUCCGCCUAGCCCGCCACGGAGGAGAGGCACCCCGGUUAAAUGUCACGGCUCCCCGUUCGCUCCCCGCCGCCACCCCGCGCAUCGCUCACCUCGGGAGGGGGCUGUGAAGGUGGCGGCAGAGGCAGCCUUGGCUGCGGCGCGCCCCCCCGCCGCUCGCCGUAAAGGAGCGCCCGGGCAGUUGCCAGGUGUGCAGAGGAACACACGCUUUCAAUGGCCUUUGAAAAUAAGUGAGCAGUGGAGCUGGAAAACUUGGCAGAAAACUCUUUUGUCUUUCCUGCUUGUAUCUAUGGAACCUGGUUUGCAAGGUGCUGUGAUUGUCUUCAGGACUUGAACCUCCUGUCUUAAGGUAUGUUAUUUAUGAUUUCCAUAGUAAAAGAACUCAAUCUGAGCAUGCCUUCUAUUGCCGUUUGUACAUAUGUUGUUUCAAGGCAGUUAAAAAUUAAAUUGCUUUUGGUCUUAUGUUUGCAAAUGUUAAAAAAUCUUUUUCUCUAUAUGGAAAAUGUAUGUAUGUAUGGGAUGUAUGUAUAUUUUGUUCUUUUGCCUGACAAGUGGAUAACAGGUCAUAUAUGUCAUCAUUCUUAAAUGGAUGAACUAGCUUUAAAAAAUGUAUGGACUUAAAAGUUUUGUUCUGUUUUGUGGUUUACAUUUGUAAAUCAUGAGAUC
Taeniopygia guttata (zebra finch) is the source of this 1892-nucleotide messenger RNA. NCBI's taxonomy places the organism in Eukaryota, Metazoa, Chordata, Aves, Passeriformes, Estrildidae. The record is from RefSeq and is a predicted model, not a curated record.